AUUUUAACUACUACUACUCCCAGAUCGGAAGACGAGAGUGAGAGAGAGAGAGAGCAGAGAGAUGGCGUCGGCUAUGAGAGCAGCCAUACUCGCCCACAUACGAGUUCCCGUUGCCCAAGCCCUAACCCUAAAGGGGUGGAGGCUGGGCCUCUGCAGCACCGUCCGAUCGAUGUCGUCUCACGGCGACGAUCAUCUCACCAAGAAUCAGGUCGUCGACAGAGUCCUCGAUGUCGUCAAGAGCUUCCCCAAAGUCGAUCCUUCCAAGGUGACCCCUGAUGUCCAUUUCCAAAAGGAUUUAGGAUUGGACAGCUUAGACAAUGUGGAGAUUGUAAUGGCCUUAGAAGAAGAGUUCAAGCUAGAAAUUCCAGAUAAAGAAGCUGUAAGGAUUGAUUCCUGUGAUCUUGCGGUUGAGUAUAUAUAUAACCAUCCAAUGGCUGGUUAAUAUAAGCAAAUUGCUCCCUGUUUUGGUUCUAUCCUGUUUUGUUAGCAUGUCUUAUCCAUCAGAAGCAAAGUGUUCAAGAUCUGCUUCUCUUUAACUUGUUUGGUGUUUGUAGGGAAUUUGAUCCUAGUAAAGGGAUGGAAAUAAUGGAAUUUUUUUGGGCAGACUAAUUUGUCAGACUGCUUUUCGUGGUUUGCAAUGCUUUUGCAUUACAAGAUCUAACGUUUCCUGCUGUUAUUGAAUUGGCGUGACUUUAUGUUUCUUCCUUCAUUUUUUUUAUGCUAUUUCUGUUCACCUGGUUUUUAGUUAUUUUAUUACCUCACAGUUCCUUAGUUUCAUAUCAUAUGCCUUGCAGUUAGAUUGUGUUUGAGCUCAAUGUCAAAAAGUUCUAGCUUGACAUCUUUUCCACUAUUGCAAGUUCUAAUGUAGUCUGUUAGGACCUUUCUUGCUAGAUGCAAGGUGACACCAGUCUGCAAUCUGCAUAAUGUGUCCCGGCAAAUCAAAGGUUUGAGAUAUGUUUCAUCAAAGGUUUGAUGCAGUUCCUUGUCUCAUUAGUAUUUCUUUUGAUGAGCAUUAUUGAACUCAACUUGAGUGAUUUGAGGUUUAGGGUUGAAGCGAUCAGUCCCGUAUGCUUGAAAGGAAGUUGUAAAAGAAAACAUGGUUCACAUUUGGAUUGAUGCUAAUUUGAUUGAUAUUCAAUUGCUAGAAGACCUGUAUCACAUUUGGAUUGAUAUUCAAUUUCGAGUUUCCUAGAUAAGAUUGUUGCUAGUUGCUGCAGCAUGUGAGAUGAACAAGAAGAGGAAGAUAAAGCAUGGGAAAGAGAAGAAAUAUACCUCUUUUUGUUCUCUGGAAACAAUAUCAUCUGUUUCUAAAUUAUUCUUGUUCUGACAACAGAAAACAGAUUUUGAAAUUGCAAUUUGGAAGCAAACAUAUGAGAAUCCUUCUUCACUGAGUGGAGUGUGGGAUAUUCGUGUGUAGGGUGCAUGAUUUGGACUCCAUGUUUUACCCCUUGGGAACGGAAUGAAGGACUACUACUGUUGUCUGUAGGAGUAAUACCCAGAAUUAGGGCAGAUGUUUAUGCUCUUCCUUGAAAAUCGUUUUCAUUCUUUGGGAGCUUUAGACCACAAUUUAAUUUUUGUUAGCUAUACACUAUUUAAUUUGUGAUGUUUUCAUAUUAUAUAGGUUGGUUUUACAAAAUCAUGGAACAGGACCAUAAUAAUUCUCCCUUCACUGUCAUUUCGUGAAUUUCUUUAAUAUGAAUAGUGUUGGAACUUUAUCCCAUAAUUUUCUUGGUAGAGGGUUGCUUGAGGAAGGGUGUUGUAUAAUUUUGCCACAUUAUUCUUCUUCAUAAAUUUAUAUUGUCCAUGUUAUUUUUUAAAAAAUUAAUUAAUAAUUUGAUAUUAUGAAUGCCAUGUCAUCAAUCCUCACUUAUUUAGGAUAAAGUGCAGUUGACGGUAAUAUAUUUUACUGAAAUUUAAAUUAGAAUUAUUUGGCUCUAUUUUCUAGGCAUCAUGAUUCCUUCAUGCCUUACCAGGAAAGAGGGACUUUUACUGAUAAAAGUUUUACCUUAUCAUCUUGGUUCACUUUAUGUAUAGUAAUUUUUUAAUGCCGUGCCUGGAAUAAAGAUUUGUGGUAAGGAUAGGAAAAUUGUAGUAAUUCAUGUGAUAUAUGUAUAUAUAUUUUUCAUAGUUCUUUAAUGCUCGGAACUUGUGCUUACAAAUUAACUUCAGACAUGGCUAUGUGAAGCUCCUUUCCAUUCCUUGGCAAUAUAUAUGACUACCAAAGACGGAGAAUUCUCACUUUUAUAAUUGGAGAUCCUGAUCUUCACUUGGAGACACCAUCUUCUUGACAUACAACCAACGGGGACAGAAAUAAGCAAAGUUCAGUGGGAACCAGUCCCAGACUGAAGCAAAUGCACAACGAAAAGCACCAUUGAAGACAGCUCUAAAGCGUCAUUAUUCCUCUUUGUCAAUGGAGAAACAACCCCCUCCCUCUCCUUGAACCCAUUUCACAAGUUGCUGGAGCAUCCAAAAGUGUACUUACUUCUACCCUAGCAUCUUGAAAUUGCUUAGACUUGUAGUCGUCCAUAGCCUUCUUGAGGUCAUAAACUUCAUUUGUGUAGAGCUCAGAGCACCUUGAUAACCAUUGUUUCACACAGGAGCCUAGUUGUUUUCCAGCAGACCUUGGAUGUGGCAGGGUGGUAUCAGUCAGGUUGUUCUUGACAAGCCCGAUAGGGAUUGCCCCAACUCAGGCGGGUCAGCGCAGUGGCUGGCUGGGGCGGCUUCUAGGGAGGAUGUGAAGAAGCUGAAUUUCAGGUCUGGAUCAUCUUCUGCCCAUGUUUUUUGCAGGUUUGGUUGAUGAGGUUUUGUGCUGAUCCUGCUCUCAGAAUGCACAGGUAGAGGGAGAUGGAGAGGAGAGUUGGAGAAAGGGAAGCCCUCGUUUACUUGAUGGCUUAAGCACAUUCUUGUUUGUCCUCUAGGGUAUGCUUUUAUAGGGAAAAAAAAAGGUAAUAAAUGGGGUUAUUCAUGGA
Messenger RNA from Diospyros lotus (date-plum), 2969 nucleotides. Its product is annotated as acyl carrier protein 1, mitochondrial. NCBI's taxonomy places the organism in Eukaryota, Viridiplantae, Streptophyta, Magnoliopsida, Ericales, Ebenaceae. Bases 62 to 442 code for a protein of 126 amino acids. Gene Ontology annotation, molecular function: acyl carrier activity; acyl binding. The record is from RefSeq and is a predicted model, not a curated record. Gene Ontology annotation, biological process: fatty acid biosynthetic process. Gene Ontology annotation, cellular component: mitochondrion. The transcript is spliced from 2 exons.